GAAGAGAAACGACUCUUUUACCAAUUCCCGCUCCCCUUCCCUUCUUCCACCACCACCACCACCACCCACCAUCCCUCUGUUCAAUCUAGUUGUUUCCUUCAUCGUCAUAAGACACAAUGGCGAUCAAGCACAACCAACAGCUCCCCAACAACCAUUUCCACAAGGACUGGCAACGUCGAGUGCGUGUGCACUUUGACCAGCCAGGUCGCAAAUCUCGACGCCGCGCAGCUCGUCUGUCCAAGGCCGCCGCCGUUGCUCCUCGUCCUACCGACCGUCUCCGACCCGUCGUCAGAUGCCCUACCAUCAAAUACAACCGUCGUGUUCGUGCCGGACGGGGUUUCACCCUUGCUGAGUUGAAGGAGGCCGGCAUUCCCCGCAAACUCGCACCCACAAUUGGCAUCUCAGUUGACGCACGCCGCCAGACCACGUCGCAAGAGGCAUUGGCCCUGAACGUCGAGCGCCUCAAGGCAUACCGAGCCCGCUUGAUCCUGUUCCCUCGCAAGGGAGGUCAACACAAGAAACUCGACAGCAGCGCCGAGGAAGUGAAGAGCGUCAGCAAAGAGAACACAGCCGGCAAAGUCAGCCGUGCCAUCCCCAUCGACUCCGGUGUUGGCAUCAAGCAUGCUUUGACCGAGAUCAAGAAGAGCGACUUGCCCAAGGGAGAGGAGAAUGCCUACCGACGAUUGAGAGUUGCCCGAUCAGAUGCCCGUUUGGCUGGCGUGAGGGAAAAGAGAGCCAAGGCUAAGGCUGAGGCUGAGGAUGCCAAGAAGAAAUAGAUGAUGGGUCGAGGAGAGGCGAGUUUGAGUUGAGAUGGGAAGAAACAUGAUCUGGCUUUUUUUCCUGGGCUGGAGUGGAAGGGAGGCACAAGAUGAAAAUCGUGCAUGGCGAAUGAAGAUGAAUGGGGCAUAAGUUCAUGAACUCCCUCAACCAAGCCCAGAGUGAGGCGUCUGAUGAUGGCCGCGGUAGCAUUUUCCAAAAAUCCCAACAAGCUGUUUCCCAAAUCAUCAUUGCGGCGAAACGUCUUUUGAUGCCUUGGAACUACUUGGCAGCGUCGUCGUCGUCGUCAUCGAUGUCACAAUGCUAGUGAGAUUCCUGGCCAGCUCCGUUGGGUCAUCAUGUAGCUUGUGUCUCUUACCCUUGCAGCUGUCUUUCAACUGGGGACAAUGCUGUCUGCAGGAUAUCAGGGGCAUGCUACAUGCAUCCUUGUUACACAAUCGGAAAAAAAAUUACUAAGACAAUGCCAGUGGAAAGUGAUCGCCUCGAGCUUCAGAUGUUCUGAAUUGUG
Molecule: messenger RNA, 1285 nt
Organism: Exophiala mesophila
Lineage: Eukaryota; Fungi; Ascomycota; Eurotiomycetes; Chaetothyriales; Herpotrichiellaceae
Exons: 2
Coding region: 117-776 (219 amino acids)
Biological process (GO): translation
Cellular component (GO): ribosome; cytosolic large ribosomal subunit
Molecular function (GO): structural constituent of ribosome; RNA binding
Source: RefSeq, a predicted model, not a curated record